Molecule: messenger RNA, 4395 nt
Organism: Daphnia pulex (common water flea)
Lineage: Eukaryota; Metazoa; Arthropoda; Branchiopoda; Diplostraca; Daphniidae
Exons: 10
Coding region: 789-2996 (735 amino acids)
Source: RefSeq, a predicted model, not a curated record
AGAUAAUAGAUUCAGAGUUUAUUAAACAAAAGUGAACGAGUUAUAUAGUCUUUUAUUAGCCAAAGUCUAGCGCUGGGUACGUGGACAUUUCAGUCGUUCAUAACUUUGCGUCAUCUUGUCUAUGUGGUGGUGGUCCCCGUUGGACGGGUCGCGGUAUUAUAACAAGGCGGAUUGCGGAAACGCAUUUCAACAACGUCGUACGUCGUAUAUACGGAAGCCAGUCUAAUGAUAUGGCCGGGACUGUUGUUGUUGUUUGAUUUCUUUCGGCAACAUUUCCGAUGAUGACCCUCCCUCCCCGCAUCUGAAGGUUCCAGCGUGACGUCUUGAGCAUCUCGGCUUCUUCGGCAUUCUGCCAGACUGGUGCGGCGGCGCGGAAGCUCCUCCGCGGAUACGUGCCGAGCUUUUGCGGCCGCUUUUGGCUUGUUUUCUUUUUCCCUGAUUCCUCAGACUUGGCCCUUUUCAAUCGGCGGCUGCAAAACCACUUGAGUAGCAGCAAAGGAUUUUUUCGAGUCUCAUUUUCCACCGUGCGAGUUGUUCCCAGUGUGCAAUUCACAACGGACGGCCGUAUAGACUUACUUUUUUCGGGGAAAUUCACGUUUCCUGAUGGCCGCUAACAAGUGACGCCCAGUGACAAGUGUGUUCCAGACAAAAUGAAAGCUUGAUUGACGAUACGCUGCUCAUUGGGUGCGUCCGACAUCGCCCAAUAAAUGUUACAUAAUUGAUUUGUUUUUUAGUGAAACUCUGCCCGCCAAAUCAUUUGGAUUCAAGUGAAGUUUUGAUCGACAGACAUGGGCAAAGUUGUGGACGUUCUCAAAGCUAUUUUGACACGUCUCAUUUUUGCUGGCCACGGAUUUAUAGCAAUAUGGAGAGUGACGACCAUCAAGGAAGAUCCUGCCUAUUGGUACCUGUCGAUCUCGCUGCUGGUACUCGCCUUCGAGGGAAUAUUCACACUGACUAUCAAAGCCAACCAGGAAUGGAGAUGGUUUUGCCCGAGUGUUUUUCUUUACUUGUCGAGUGUUGUGCCGUCCAUUUGGCUUCUCGAGUUCGACAAAUUAGACAAACGACUCGAAGAACGUGAAGGGCUUAAUGUAUCGGUGUCGGUGUUGAAUGGCACCACGGAGGAGCUUUCAAAUUCCACGGAUAUUGCUGUAAGUAUAUUUUCAGUAGAGUUUGACACCCGCCACAUUAUUAGUGAUGUUACACAUGCCAUUAUUUUUCAGGGUGUCAAGAUUCCUUUAGCAUUGUCGGCAGAAAGAUGGGCCACCGUCAUCCAGCAGCUUCUGAUGCUCAUCCUCAUCAUUGGGCGGUGGCUGUUACCAAAAGGUGAUCUGACAAGGGAUCAACUAUCUCAGCUACUGUUGGUUUACAUUGGAACGGCAGCGGACAUUAUCGAGUUUUUCGACUCGUUCAAGGACGAUAAAGUGGCCAGCAAUCGUGUGUUGUGUAUCAUUAUCCUAGCCAUUUGGUCGUGGAGUUUGCUUCAGUUUACCAUGGUCUUGACGGCCAGUCCGACUAAAACCAAGAAAGCCAAAGUCCGGGUGAAAGAAAAGAAACACAACUGUUGCCACACGGCCAAAAACGUCUGUUGUUCCGUCGACGUCUGGUCCAUCCUCAUCAAUAUCAUUUUGCAAGAUGCCCCUUUUUUCAUCUUUCGAUUGUUGCUGAUUCUGCACUACAAAAUUAUCAGCGAAACCAACAUUUUUUUCACUUGCAAGAAUACCUUGGUCAUUACUCUUCAGUUCUACCGGCUGAUUGUCGUCCACGCCGAAAAGCGCAAAGGAUUCAAAUCGAGCAAGCAAGGGGAAAUGAUGACGGGCAAACAACUGUCGAGCAAUGCCAGCAAGAAGCGAGGCACUUCUCCAGGUGGUGGCGGAGUUGAUUCGACUCGAAAUCUGCGCGGUACUAGGAUCGUCAAAGUUAAUCCCGGUUCUGUUAGCGGCGGUAGCCGCGGUUCGAAAUUGCCGCCGAAACGGGCCGUGGCUAAAUUAGUGCGCACGGCUUCCGAGGACGAUGGAGCCGCCGUCUAUCCAAGUCCCGCCCACAGUGGCGCUUUUCUCCUUCACACCGAAAACGACACGUCAUGGAGACAAUAUUCCAGGGGAAGACGACGGUCAUUAUCGACAGGCGAUUUGAGUGUGACGGCGGAAAUGUCGGUGGAAAUCGAUUCCAGUCCGGAUCGGUCGACGUGUUUCAGUGCCGACUUGGGAGGAGGUUGCGAUGAGGUCGGCGACAUCGAGUCGGAUUUCGAAGCCGAAAGGCUCAGCAAUUUAGAAGAAGAGGAUAACGACAAUGAAGAGGUCAACGAUGACGUCGAAUCGCAGAGUUCCCCCGAACUGGAAUAUUCCAGGGAGAAGGCCACAACUGCUUUCAAUGCAGACAGAAAGCGAAGAGGCAACAGUCGCUAUGGCACAGUCGAUGAAGUGAGAUCCAUCCCGUCACCGAAACCAAGAGCUGGAACCAGUCAAGGGCGCCCAGUUCCAAUGCCCCGCAAGGCAGCUGUACCCAUGCAGCCACUCAAUAGAUCACCUACCAACCGUUCAGUGUCCAGUCGAUGUUCAACCAAUCAAUCGAAAGACAAAAAGCGCACGACACGCCAGGAUACCGGAUACUCUACCGGUUCCUCUGCUUCUGCUCGAGAAUCGCAAGGCAACGGGAAACGAGUGCCGGGACGGGCCAUGACUCCUAGCCGAGAUGGCCGUGACCAAGAGAGCCGAAGAGGAGCGGCCCGACCAAGGGAUCUAGGGCGACCAAUCCCAGGUUCUUCCAAAGGAUCCAAUCUCCAGGAACUUGAACUUUGCGAGCUGAGCAGUCCCACGCGAGUCAGUCGCAGUUCCAGCAAAUCGAAUCGUCCCAGUCGCAAAUCCAACAGUGGUAGCAGCAGCAGACGUGAGCCGUCGGUUGACUACGACGAAGGCGGGCAGGACAAUUGCAGUUUAGGCGGUGAAGAUGAGAGAGAGGAUGAAUUCCAUUUGGAAGCCGUUUCCAGGCAGACGUGACGCCGCUUGUUCGCCAUCAUGGUCCUCAUGUUUGUUUUCCUAGUCAUUCUUUGCUUUUCGAUUUUGUUUAUGUACGCGGCCAUCCAUCCGGAUGGACUGGUCAUUUUCAGUCAAGCCACUCUCAUGAACACUCGUGUCCCAACUAGUCCGACAGUCGUGGGACGCAACGCUAGCCACAAACCCAGCCGAGGCCCACCGGGCGUCACCGUGGCUCCAAUCGAUCCUUGGUGGAUCCGUUUGGCCGAAACGGAGAGCCCACCGACCCGCGAUAUUCCGGAAGGAGACACGAUUGUCGACUGGGUCAAGAGAGUGAGAAUCAAGGUGGCGAACGAGUCCACUAAAGCCUUUCAUAUGCAACCAAUAACUAAGUCUGCCUUCGCUAGCACAACGUUCAAACCCAAAUUCACCAGGACGAGCACGACCACGCCCAAAUCUCGUGACAUUCCUCAGUACGACGAAAACGCCAUCUUGUAUAAUUACAAGUCUUACGGGACAUCCAUUAUCAAAGUCAACACUCGCCCCUAACAUUUUAUUAGACGACUUAGAUUUUCACUCAGACUGAACGCUAAACUAAAUAAUAACCCCCGAUAGUUAACUGACUUUAUAUUUCUCUUGAUCAUCUUCCCGUCACCCAACUUGCUCCCAUAAGGAGCAAAACCACAGGUCUUGUGUAAUCAGGUAAUGUCAAAUUCCCCCUUUUUUCUUGUAUAUUUUUUCAAUUGAGAUAAGAUAACUAUUUCAUCCAUUACACUGGAAUGAUUUAAAGGCAGGCACUGAUGUAGUGAAAAUUAAGAAACCCGAACCAGCAAUAAGAUUUCCUCGUUCAAAGUUGAGCAUUUAUUGGUGGAAACUAAUCAGUAUUAGAUUAAAUUGAACUGCUGGAAAUCUGGAUUACUGUUGAAAAUAAUGUUUAAAGCGGAUAUUUCUGAUAUUUAGUUUUGUCUCCAAGACGGAUUUGUUUCAUUUAGUGAACUAGACAAACUUGAUACGCUCGCAGGAUGAGAUUGUAUUCCUCGUUUAACAUUUGAAAGUUUAUUGUGGGUGUAGAAACUAAUUAGUGUUUAGCUUGGCUCUUCAAUCCUUGGUUCACGUCUGACUCCAAACGAAUAAAAUUAUUUUAUUAACAAUUUAAUUGGUCCAUCCUCUUUCAAGCUGAGCUCGAUCGUCUGGGUUUCAAAAAAUAAAAGUUAUUUCAAUGGAAUGAUCUCAUUUUAAAUUUUAGGUUAUGAUCAACGAUGCGUUCGCAAUAGUUGCUUUAGCUUACUUUCUGUUAAUUAUAUUAACCCCGUUAAUAAGUGGAGUCGUUUUCUUGUCCAGUUUUAUUUAUCAUCAAGCGUUGCUAUAAAUCUGUUACUAAUUUUGUAUGAUGUCACUGUUUCAAUAAAAUUGUUAACCAUAA